Messenger RNA from Nicotiana attenuata, 744 nucleotides. RefSeq names its product early nodulin-93. The record is from RefSeq and is a predicted model, not a curated record. Bases 153 to 488 code for a protein of 111 amino acids. Lineage: Eukaryota; Viridiplantae; Streptophyta; Magnoliopsida; Solanales; Solanaceae. The transcript has 4 exons.
UUGGCAGUAUAAUAUUGCGUUAUAUAUUUUCGGGUUUCUGUUAAAUUAUACUAUCUGAAAAUUAAAGUUGUGCUUUUUCUUGCUUAAAAUUCAUCUAGGAAUUUGCCGGCACAGAAUCUUCUUGAUUUAUCAAGCAACAAAAAGAGAGAGAGAUGGGAAUUUCAUCAGAGAUGAGAGAAUCAUGGGCAAAGCGAAGGGAAUCUUUGUUGAUUGCUUCUGCAUUUGAGGAGGACAGAAUUCGCAAGUCUAGGGAAUGUACUCAAGAGGGUGUCCGUGCGGGAACUAAAGCAGCUGCAAUUGCAUGUGUUGCUAGUGCAAUUCCUACGUUGGUUGCUGUGCGGACAAUUCCUUGGGCAAAGGCAAAUCUCAAUUAUACUGCUCAAGCACUCAUCAUAUCUGCUGCUUCCAUUGCUGCAUACUUCAUUACUGCUGACAAGACAAUCUUGGCAUGCGCGAGGAGAAACACUCACUACGAUAAAUCCGCUUAAGAUACUAGUAUGCUUGUUGUGAGUGAGUACACACGCUGGUGCUCCAUUACUAUCUACUCUGUCUUAAAGGAAGAUUUAUGAAUUUGUUGAUGUUAGCAUUUGGAUUUGCAUCAUGUUUGAGUAAUGUUUUCCUCUUUUUACUUGUUUUCCUCUUUUUUCUGCCUCUGUAUAUCAAGGAUUUGGAGUAAGAAGUGGUUGGUCCUUGGUCCAUGUUUUAUAUAUAUGAUAAGUCAUGUUUGCUUUUCAUCUUGAUAAA